Micropterus dolomieu (smallmouth bass) is the source of this 824-nucleotide messenger RNA. Its product is annotated as probable pancreatic secretory proteinase inhibitor. The transcript is spliced from 4 exons. The record is from RefSeq and is a predicted model, not a curated record. Gene Ontology annotation, molecular function: protein binding; serine-type endopeptidase inhibitor activity. Bases 390 to 632 code for a protein of 80 amino acids. NCBI's taxonomy places the organism in Eukaryota, Metazoa, Chordata, Actinopteri, Centrarchiformes, Centrarchidae.
UUGUUUUCCUCCUGUUGUGUUUGUGUGUAAAGAUGUGCAGCCUCGUGACGGACCACAUUUGUUUUUGAGUCCUCCUGACAGUUUUCGCUCGGUCAGCGAUAUUUCACAGCAGACAGAAUGUUGAUCCCGAGAUUAAAGUCCGAACAAAAGAGAGCAGCCGGCGUCACAACAACAGCCGCUCGCAUAGUUUCUGACCACAACACGGAGCCCGUCCUCUAUAUGACAACAGCACGGCACCAACGGCACACAUCACAACCACAGAGGAACUGCACACAGACGCAUUAGCAGCCAAUCACACGCCAGGAAAACUCGCAGAUUCAACCUCCUCCCAGACAGUUUAAACAUUUUUGCUUUUUGGUUUAAUUUGACUUUCUGACUUUUCAUCCAGGAUGUUUGGCAGGACUCUUCUGCUCGUCUGUGCUGCUGCUUUAUUCUGUGCAGAUGCUGAGGACAGAUCCAGGCUCUACAGGAGGCCUUCCUGCGUGGGCAUGAGCGUGACUCAGGCGUGUCCCCUGAACUACUCUCCGGUGUGCGGCAGUAAUGGCGUCACCUACCCGAACGAGUGCUCUCUGUGCGUCCACAGACUGGAGAAAAACGCUGACAUUUUGAUUGUGAAGGAGGGGCCCUGCUGAGGAUGACAUCAUCCCACUCGUCCCUCACUGAUGACGUCAUCACACUGCUGCCCACUGAUGACAUCACGUGUACCUUUGACUUCUGUUUGAGUUUAGCUGUUAGAUCAUCAUUCAGACAUGUGUUUUAUAUUUUCAUAUCUCUGUCGGAUGUUUUUCACUCUAAUCUUUCUCCAAUAAAGAUUUUCUGUCUGA